This is a messenger RNA of Ziziphus jujuba (common jujube), 664 nucleotides long. Its product is annotated as early nodulin-93. The record is from RefSeq and is a predicted model, not a curated record. Lineage: Eukaryota; Viridiplantae; Streptophyta; Magnoliopsida; Rosales; Rhamnaceae. Bases 233 to 556 code for a protein of 107 amino acids. The transcript has 4 exons.
AGAGAAAACAAGCGUCCAAAACACUGGAAUUGAGAAGGAAACCAUCGAACUCUCUCCCACAUCACCUGAUAGCCUUUCAGUCAUACAUUAACCAACAAACCACUUCAUAUAUCACUCAAAUGCCUAUAAAUAUCCAACCAUAUCCCACAGCUUCUUCAUCCAAAUCACAUUCUCAUUCUUCUGUGUUUUACCAGUUUCUUCUAAUUCAUUUUACAGUUUCUUCAUUCUUACAAUGGCUAAAAAUACAGCUCAGUCUCCACUUGAGAGGAAUAGCUUGGCUUCACUAGACCAGAGGCUGGCCAUGGCUAAGCGCUGUUCUCAUGAGGGUGUGAAAGCAGGAGCUAAAGCAGCUGUUCUUGCUAGCAUUGCUACUGCCAUUCCAACCCUUGCCAGUGUGAGGAUGUUGCCUUGGGCAAAAGCCCACCUCAAUCACACUGCACAAGCCCUCAUAAUCUCCACAGUGGCUGGAGCAGCAUAUUUCAUAGUUGCUGAUAAGACUGUCCUGGCUACAGCCAGAAGGAACUCCUUCAAGCAUCACACUAACGUGGAAGCAUGAAUCCAAAACAAACAUGGGUUAUAAGUUUGGUUGUACUUCAUUCGAUUAUGACGAAAAUUUAGUAUGUAACUCCAACUUUAUUGAUAAAUAAAGACGGAUUUUCUAUCA